AUGUCUUCGGACAUUGCCAGACCUCUGCGUCGUCAGUUGCAUACUAUCUACCAGUCUGUGGAACUGCCCGAGACACACCAGAUGCUGCGUCAGACGUGCCGGGACUUUGCUGAGAAGGAGCUGGUUCCCAUCGCGGCCCAGCUAGACAAGGAACACCGCUUCCCAGCGGCUCAGGUGAAGAAGAUGGGCGCACUUGGGCUUCUGGCCAUGGACGUGCCUGAGGAGUUCAGUGGUGCUGGCCUUGAUUACCUGGCCUAUUCGAUCGCCAUGGAGGAGAUCAGCCGGGGAUGUGCCUCCACUGGAGUCAUCAUGAGUGUCAACAAUUCCCUCUACUUGGGGCCCAUCCUGAAGUUUGGGUCCAAGGAGCAGAAGCAGAAGUGGAUCACGCCUUUCACCAGCGGCGACAAAAUUGGCUGCUUUGCCCUCAGUGAACCAGGGAAUGGCAGUGAUGCGGGAGCUGCGUCCACCACUGCCCGGGCCGAGGGUGACUCGUGGGUCCUGAAUGGCACCAAAGCCUGGAUCACCAACUGCUGGGAGGCCUCAGCCACCGUGGUCUUCGCCAGCACCGACAGAUCCUUGCACCACAAGGGCAUCAGUGCCUUCCUGGUUCCCAUGCCAACGCCUGGGCUCUCGUUGGGGAAGAAGGAAGACAAACUGGGCAUCCGGGCCUCAUCCACGGCCAACCUCAUCUUUGAGGACUGUCGCAUCCCCAAGGACAACCUGCUGGGGGAGCUGGGAAUGGGCUUCAAGAUAGCCAUGCAAACCCUGGACAUGGGGCGCAUUGGCAUUGCCUCCCAGGCUCUGGGCAUCGCCCAGGCUGCCCUUGACUGUGCUGUGAACUACGCCGAGAAUCGCAGGGCCUUUGGGGCGCCCCUCACCAAGCUCCAGGGCAUCCAGUUCAAACUGGCGGACAUGGCCCUGGCCCUGGAAAGUGCCCGGUUAUUGACCUGGCGCGCUGCCAUGCUGAAGGACAAUAAGAAGCCUUUCACCAAGGAGGCAGCGAUGGCCAAGCUGGCUGCAUCGGAGGCCGCAACUGCCAUCAGCCACCAGGCCAUUCAGAUCCUGGGUGGCAUGGGCUACGUGACGGAGAUGCCGGCUGAGCGGCACUACCGAGAUGCCCGCAUCACCGAGAUUUAUGAAGGCACCAGUGAGAUCCAGAGACUGGUCAUCGCAGGGCACCUGCUCAAGAGCUACCGGAGCUGAGCCCCUCAUCAGGGCUGACUACUGCCCCACCCAGAGCCGGGCUGGCCAAGGACUGUGGGAAAGGGAGUGGGAGCCACGUGGCCUUAACCCUGACUCCCAGACACCGGGGAGACAGGCAGGGGCCAAGCUACCUCCUACCAGGGCCACCCUGGCCCCAGCGCUUCUGGUAUGGACCUCUGCCUGCCCCAGACCAUAGUGCAUGGGAGCAAGUGUCAGAGAAGGCGAGGCGAGGGGUCGGCGACCUGUGUCUAGGACACCCAUCCGCAAACUCUUCCUUGGCAUCGCUCCCCCCUCACGACUGUGCCUUGUUUUCUUCAUCCAAGGGGACAUGCCCUUUUGAAGGCAGGGCCAUGGGAAGGACUAAGUGACCACUUUGGGGCUCCCUAGUUCCCAUGGGCCCUGGUGCUCAGCAGGAGACCAGGUGGGCCUGGGUCUCGGCAGUGUCUGCUCUUUUCCCUGAGGUCAGAGGUCAGGAGGAGGAGUGGGUGGGGGCCAGGAUGACCAGUUCUCGAACUAGCAGUUGUGCUCUCAGGCUCUGGGGCUGUCUCAGGGAGGCUGUGGUGGCCUGUUCUUUGUAAAGUACAAAUGAGGGCAUGUGGGUGUUCUGGUUCCGGCUUUGGGACAGUCAAGUGUGGGAACUAACUAAGUAAUAAAGCACACCUGGCCCUGAGCCUCAGAAC
Messenger RNA from Miniopterus natalensis, 1883 nucleotides. NCBI's taxonomy places the organism in Eukaryota, Metazoa, Chordata, Mammalia, Chiroptera, Miniopteridae. The record is from RefSeq and is a predicted model, not a curated record.